Molecule: messenger RNA, 1293 nt
Organism: Triticum aestivum (bread wheat)
Lineage: Eukaryota; Viridiplantae; Streptophyta; Magnoliopsida; Poales; Poaceae
Product: chaperone protein dnaJ 11, chloroplastic
Exons: 1
Coding region: 219-713 (164 amino acids)
Source: RefSeq, a predicted model, not a curated record
GCUGCAGCCAAUGGCAGAAGCCCAGGGAGAAUCGUUGACGAAACAACGCGCAGCCAAACGGACAACCUCAACGCAACGCGAGCCUCGGCCGGCGUUAACGAAUAGCCAAAGCCAAUCCCCCUCAAAUGCCUCGUCUGAUUGGUGAUUGCCUCCUCGUCCGGCGUUAAAUAGCAGCCUCGGCUCCUUUGCGCAUCCGAACCGAACCGAGCCUCGCCACCAUGAUCUCCCCGCGCCCCACUCUCUCCUCCGGUUUCUUCUCCCGCUCCGCCUCCUUCUCCCGCCCGGCCUCAUUCUCCCCGUCGCCGCCUGCCUCGCCGGCCGCCCAGGCGCCGCCGCCGCUGCUCUCGGCCCCGUUCGCCCGCCCCGCCACCUUAUCCUGCUCCGCCGUCGCCGCCCCGGGACGCGGCGCCUCCUCCUGCUUGUACGACGUGCUCGGCCUCGACGCCGGCGCGAGCGACGGGGAGAUCAAGGCCGCGUACCGCCGCCUGGCGCGCGCCGUCCACCCGGACGUGUCCCCGCACCCCGCCGACGACUUCAUACGGGUGCACGCCGCCUACAGCACGCUCUCCGACCCCAGCAAGCGCGCCGACUACGACCGCCGCAUGAUCAUGAUCCCCUCCGCCGUCGGCCGCCGCAGCGCCCCGAACCUCGCCCGCUCGCCGUCGUUCCCCGGGUGCCGUCGCCGCACCUGGGAGACUGACCAGUGCUGGUGAUCGACUGCCCACCAUCCGCCCCGACUAACGCGUCACGAAGGUCGCUGACGUUUUCGGCCGGAGUGGCCUCCGGCUGGUUUCCCGGGCGGUUAGAAAUGCAAAGGUUACCGCGGCCACUAGGCUCACUUGCAGUGGUGGCCGGGUCACUACGCUUCUAGAAUAAACUGUAGUACGUACUCUGUUGUUAGCGCAACGUACAAUUAGUCUCACGCUUCGCUCUGGCUUGUAUAUAGAAAAACAAAAGAUCAAUGUAUGGCGUGUGUGACGUCCGUCUAUUUUGAAGUCUAUCAUGCAUGUUCGGCUUGAUGUGGUGAUCUGACAGUAGGAUUUGUUAAAUCAUAAUGAGCUGGACUCCUGGAGAUGCUGAGGGCCGGAUGGUGAUCUUGGCGUACUUUUCUUCUCGCGUGCCUGGUGGCUGGUGCGGACCUGGGGGGCUGCGGUCUGUGGAGUCUGAAUGCUUCAAAGCACUCCCGGUUUUCUUUGAGAGAAAGGAACUGCUGGUGCUGAAUCAUCCACUGGCAAGACUCCAAGUCGUCGCAAGAGCCGAGAGGGACUUGAAUGAAUAGAUGCUUUGCUCCAA